AUGGACUACACCAUGGAAGACUCCCAAAACUCGGCGCCCGACGCCCUGGAAGCUACCAAGCUGAACACCUCCGGCCAGCGGACGGAGACGCAGAGCGUCACUAAGCGUUUGCAAGCUGAACUGAUGCAGCUGAUGCUUUCGCCCUCACCCGGCAUCUCCGCCUUCCCCGACGGUGAUGGUAACCUCCUCUCGUGGACUGCCACCAUCACUGGCCCGACCGAGACUCCUUACGAGAACUUGAACCUGAAGCUUUCGUUCAGCUUCCCUAGCACCUAUCCAUACUCCGCCCCCACCGUCCUCUUUAAAACUCCCAUCUACCACCCCAAUGUCGACUUCUCGGGCCGCAUCUGCUUGGAUAUUCUUAAGGACAAAUGGAGCGCGGUAUACAAUGUGCAGACUGUCCUACUCAGCUUGCAGUCUCUUCUCGGCGAGCCGAACAAUGCGAGCCCAUUGAAUGCCCAAGCCGCCGAGCUGUGGGACAAUGACCAGGAAGAGUUCAAGCGUCAAGUCCUAGCCCGACACCUUGAUUUGGAUGAAGAGUAG
Molecule: messenger RNA, 543 nt
Organism: Penicillium waksmanii
Lineage: Eukaryota; Fungi; Ascomycota; Eurotiomycetes; Eurotiales; Aspergillaceae
Product: putative ubiquitin conjugating enzyme (UbcK)
Exons: 3
Coding region: 1-543 (180 amino acids)
Source: RefSeq, a predicted model, not a curated record